AUGGUGGACUCUGCUGUGCUUCCUUGCAUGGGUUGCUUCUCCUGGCAGUGGCUCCUGCUCACAGCCUCCCUUUUAACCUGCUGGCUGCCUCCUACUGUUGCCCAGCUCACCAUUGAAUCAGUGCCACCCAUUUCUGCUGAAGGGGAUAAUGUUCUUCUGCUUGUGCACAACCUUCCUGAGAAUGGUCAAGCCUUUUCCUGGUACACAGGAGUUAUGGUGCUCAAGAGCCGUGAAAUUGCAAGAUGUGCAAUAGCUACCAAUUCAUGUGUGCUGGGUCCUGCACACAGUGGUAGAGAGACAGCAUUCAAUAAUGGAUCUCUGCUGAUCAAGAAUGUCACCAGGAAGGACUCAGGAUACUACAUCCUACAGACACUUAAUACAAAUUCAAGAUCUGAAAUAACACGUGCGGAAUUUUUUGUACACACACCAAUUUUAGGCUUCAAGAAGCGUACUGCCCCUUCCAAACUCACAAUUGAGUUGGUGCCACCCAUGGUUGCUGAAGGAGACAAUGUUCUUUUACUGGCUCAUAAUCUGCCAGAAAAGCUCCAAGGUUUUGCUUGGCACAAAGGGGUACUUCCACUCGACCACUUAAAGAUAGCAAGCCAUGCAAUCCUCAUUAAUUCAAGCACACUUGGGCAUGCAUAUCAUAGAAGAGCAACAAUAUAUUCCAAUGGAUCCCUGAUACUCAAGAAUGUCACCCAGAAAGACACAGGAAUUUAUACCCUACGGACCAUAUCUGCAGAUUUGAGAUCAGAAUGGGCUAUCAUGCACCUCCAAGUAAACAGUGAGUGA
This is a messenger RNA of Peromyscus maniculatus bairdii (prairie deer mouse), 792 nucleotides long. Its product is annotated as cell adhesion molecule CEACAM3-like. Gene Ontology annotation, molecular function: protein tyrosine kinase binding. The record is from RefSeq and is a predicted model, not a curated record. Gene Ontology annotation, cellular component: cell surface; plasma membrane. NCBI's taxonomy places the organism in Eukaryota, Metazoa, Chordata, Mammalia, Rodentia, Cricetidae. Gene Ontology annotation, biological process: signal transduction; regulation of immune system process.